Messenger RNA from Rhipicephalus microplus (southern cattle tick), 1053 nucleotides. RefSeq lists its product as uncharacterized. NCBI's taxonomy places the organism in Eukaryota, Metazoa, Arthropoda, Arachnida, Ixodida, Ixodidae. The record is from RefSeq and is a predicted model, not a curated record.
UUGCGGUUGCGAUUGGCUCCAAAGUUGACUGAACGGCACGUUCAUCAGAAGCCUUUUUCUAAUAUGAAGUUCAGCAGAGCAACUCAGGUCCUCAGUGCAUCAGUUUCGAUUGCUAUCACGGCAAUGGUGUAUGCGAUGGUGCUGCCUGCCUCGGCCAUCACUACAGCUCAAUUUUGUGAUUUUAUGGACAGUAUUUUCGAUGCCUUCAACAGCUCGAAUAAAAAAAGAUCUUCGCAAAAGCUGCGGCAUGCAAUCAUGAAAAAUGAUUCAGAGCUGAUUGACUUCCUCCGAAGCCAGCUUCCCUGGAUUGCAUUAUGGCAGUUUGUUGGCAGACGUCAACCACAAACCAUCGUAGGUUGGCAAACUACAAUUCAGGAUAUUUGUCAACAAUGGGACGACCUCUCCAAAAAUUACAAUUUUGAAGACCUGUUAACACGCACGCUUCGACAGGAUCCUCUGGAGAACAUAUUUGGCCACAUUAGGCAAAAACAGGUUUGCAACACCAACCCCAAUGUAGCACAAUUUAUUUGUGGCCUGAAGCACAUCUACAUAAGAAAACUCUUCAAGCUGUCAGAAUACGGAAAUCUCGAUGAUGAUGAAUUUGACCUCCUCCAGGAGCAGCUCUCGCCAUUCCCCCUCACCAGUGCGUCUCUUGUGGAUAAUGAGGAGGAGUGUGCACAGCCACAGCCUGACGACUUUCCCGAUCUAGACAAUCUCUCUGAACUUGCGACCAACAUUCACUCCCAUAUUAUCGAUGAGUGCGCUACAUAUUAUGCAGCUGGUUUUUUCAUCCAACACUUUCUUCGGAAUGCAUGUGACGGUUUCAGUUGCCCACAGUUACUAAAGACGACACAGUCGCUUAAGGGUACCCACCAGUAUUUUACAAUGCUCAAAGCAUACCACGUCCCCAGCAAACUUUUUGAGAAUCUCACUGUGCCAUCAGAAGCAGCUUUUGCAUACGUACAACAAGAUGAAUCUCACUUUCUUGUUAUGAUUCAGGUCACUGCACAUCACCUGAAAGUGUGCGAUGUUUUGUAUCACCAUCUGUCAAGU